AGCGUAGGAGCGCGCUUGAUCCAGCACAGGAUUACCUUUUAUCAGAAAAAGAGGAUUUUUCUCUUGGCGAAAACGAAAAUGAUAAAAAAGGUAAAGCCAAUGCCGCUUAUGCUGGAGAAUAAAAGAGACACGCUGUCCAUUGGAGGCAAUUGUCUCCGCAACAAGGUUAAGGUAGACAGAAAAAGGGUACUCUCGAACGCCUUCAUCCGGAGAAUUCCAUUCGAACAGACACAGGGAAAUUUAUGUUGUUUUCGUCUCAUGAUAGUCAUUCAGAAUUCAUAUAUAGAGUUAUUUGCGAUCAUCGUCCCAGUUUGUUUAUUGUUUUUCGCCUCGUAGUGAUCAUCCCUGUAGGAUAUCAAUCUGUUGUCUUGCUCUUAUCUUAAUCGCACCAGAACAAGCAGAAUUUCGAUACCUUGUCUAUAUAAAAAAAUGUAAAGCUCCUGCUUCGCCCAAGACGUGGUAGGUGGUGGCCAGCCACUGCCACAAGCACCAGCACUGAACAAAGACACAAAGUUAGCGAAAUCAGCUCCACAAGCACUAUCCUUUGUCAGCGAUAAAAUCGCAACAAGAAGAACAAGCGCUACCCUAAAAGGUCAAAUAAGAGAUCUAUGUCAACCACCUUCCAGCGAGCAUGCCGUGCGCCGGGCGCUUCUGCAGUAUUGUCGCGCCCCCCCGUCACGCAGGGGGGGGGGGCGGAGACGCACAGGACGAGGCGCUGCAAUGCUCGCGCUUUUUUGUGUCUCUCGUUUUUUUGGCACUUUGUUAACCAAGAACCACGACGACCACGCUGCAGAUUUCGCUUACGCUGGCGCAGCGACCGCGAUGAGCGAUUUGCCGUAUUAUUGUUAUGCUUCUAUUUCCACGCCAAUAGAGUUGCACUUGCACAGCCAGGGUCGCCCGCCCCUAUUGCAGCGAGUUCCGAUACUGCUGCAGUCAGGAAUCUUUGGAAACGCUUAUGAAGGAAAUAGUCCGACGGUCCGCCGGGCUGCAGCGACAUCAAAUGUACAGCAUUUCCACCAGAGCGCAUCGCACAAAGUCGAAGGCGGGUCGUCAGGCUACGAGUCCAGCGGAGAGGCCGCCAAGACGUCGACAAGCAGCGCCAAGAAGACGCUUUUGGAAAGCAACGCCGAGCUGAACAAUGCGGACUGCCUUGAGGCAUUAUACUCGCAGCAGCUCUACUGUCUCGCAAGUGCGCCAUUUGGUGUUAAGACGCUUCCACGUCGUUGUCAAGGAAGGCGCGGGCGGUUGCUUUCUCUUUCCGAAGCAGGCACGAGUUCUACAGCAGAUAGUCAGCCCCCUCCUGCUGGGGGGCUGCGGAGGGUUGAAGCCUGCUCAUACCUCGGAAGUUUGGGCAUACCAAGCUCGCAGGAACCUAGCGAGCAGCGUGCCCCGUGCAUCUUUUUCAGCGAGGCAGCAGAGCCGGCGCCAUCGCCGUUAGACAGCGGGAGCGGCUCUCGUACUGGUGCUGGAUGCGUGAACUCUAUCCCGCCGAUGAGGACAUACCAGGGGCAGGGAGCUGCAGGAGACGGAGACUCCGACAGCGAGCCAGGCUUUUUAGCUCGAGCGUUAGGGCUGCGCUCCGGCUUCAGCAGGGCGACGAGUUGCGGCAGCGACUCGGGCGCAGCAGAACCGCCAUCGAACUCCUGUCACACUACCGCGUGUUCCGGGGUUUAGUACUCGGUUGCUUGGGUAAAAAAGGUGUGAGUGUCGAAUCAUGCCAGUGAAAAUGAAAGUAACUGUAUCGAGCACACACGAAGCCUCCCGAUUACAGUAAGUUGCACAGCCUAGUAGCAAGGAAACGUGGACCACACGACCGCCAGCGUGGGUCACUCGCGAGUACGAACCGGGUAGAAGAAAGAAAGAAUACAAAAAGUAUAAUGAUUUACAGUAAUUAUCCCUACGGAGAAGUGCCGGCUAUGGAGUGCUUUUUGUGUUUUGUUCUUUUCGAAGAGUCGGCACUAGCACAAGAGCUCCAAAUUCGAUUUCGAACUCAAAUAUAAUGACGCGCCAUAGUCAAAAUAUCAUGACUGUGCCUGUAGUUGUGCCAAACUCAAACUACACAAUGUAUGAGACGCACCACCUUCUGGGCCUCUACUGCCUUCUUCAAAAUUUUUCCAAUUUUGCCUGCCUUAUGUAGGAGAACCAUGUAUUUGGAUGUUGAAUGUGACCGUGCGACGAGAAGUGCUGCCUGCACAUGGGCCGGUCUUUUUGAUAUUCUACCUGACUUCUUCUCCUGACUAUGUAUGCACCACUACGACCACCACAAAAAUGGGAGGCAAGAUUUGGACUCCUACUUACCUACCAACAACUAUGAGCUUGUCAAAAUACCCUUUGCCGUGCAACAUUGAUUCUGACCCCUUUCAGGGGCGUCGUGUUGACCAUAGGCAGUAUGAGUUUACGAUGGUACUGGAGAUCUCUCAACAAAAUUUUACCGCCUAAAUAUUGGUUUUCUAAAAGUGCUUCGCUUUGUUUUGUUUACGUGUGCAGUGCAACUUUUCUACAUCGCUACGAGCGAGGAUUCGCAAGAAACGCACUGACUUGCGAAUGCUUUCCGAAACACUACUCGGCUCGACUUGACUGGACUGGCGUUGCAUCCUCAGGCGAGCUACGACAUCGAAAAGGAAGAUUUAGAUAUUAUCGUUUAGAGCUACUAGAGGAGUACUACUCAAGAUAAAAAUAUGUCCCUACUGUAGAAGGGAAGAAACGAUGAACGAGAAAAGCAACAAAGAGUGCUCUGAUGUAAAUGCUUAGAAUCGCGCUUGGUGUCCUUUCUACACGGAAAAAAACAGACUUCUCUUGGAGAAACAAACCGCAAAGGAUAAAGAAGGUAAAGUCAUGAAGAUUUCAAAGCAAGACUGAGUUAGCUGAUGGAAGACGGAAGAAACACGCCUAACCGUUC
Molecule: messenger RNA, 2899 nt
Organism: Amoebophrya sp. A120
Lineage: Eukaryota; Dinophyceae; Syndiniales; Amoebophryaceae
Source: the annotation of a GenBank genome assembly